AUGGCAGGGGCUCUGCUUGGUGCCCUGCUUCUCUUGGCACUCCUUGGCAGAAGCGAGAGUAAGAACGAAGAGCUCAGCCUGUAUCACCAUCUCUUCGACAAGUAUGACCCAGGAUGCCGGCCAGUUAGGAGGCCUGAAGACACUGUUACCAUCACCCUCAAGGUCACCCUAACCAACCUCAUCUCACUGAACGAGAAGGAGGAGACCCUGACCACCAACGUCUGGAUUGGAAUUGACUGGCAGGACUACAGGCUCAACUUCAGCAAGGAGGAUUUUGCAGGCAUAGAGACCCUGCGGGUCCCUUCGGAAUCUGUGUGGCUGCCAGAGAUCGUUCUGGAAAACAACAUCGAUGGGCAGUUUGGAGUGGCCUAUGACUGCAAUGUUCUGGUCAGCGAGGGAGGCUACGUGACCUGGUUGCCCCCUGCCAUCUACCACAGCACCUGCGCAGUGGAGGUCACCUACUUCCCUUUCGACUGGCAGAACUGCUCUCUGGUUUUCCGCUCCCAGACCUAUAAUGCUGAAGAAGUGGAGUUCAUCUUUGCUGUGGAUGACAACGGCGAGACCAUCGACAAGAUUGAAAUUGACACGGAAGCUUUUACUGAGAAUGGAGAAUGGGCCAUCGACUACUGCCCAGGCACAAUCCGCCAUUACAAGGGAGGCUCUGCAGAAGUCCCUGGAGAAACUGACAUUAUCUACACGCUCAUCAUCCGCCGGAAGCCGCUCUUUUACGUCAUUAACAUCAUUGUACCUUGUGUACUCAUUUCCGGAUUGGUGCUGCUUGCUUACUUCCUGCCUGCGCAGGCUGGUGGCCAGAAAUGCACGGUCUCAAUCAACGUCCUGCUAGCCCAGACUGUCUUCUUGUUCCUAAUUGCCCAGAAAAUUCCAGAGACAUCUCUGAGCGUGCCACUGCUGGGCAGGUAUCUUAUUUUCGUCAUGGUGGUUGCCACGCUCAUUGUUAUGAAUUGCGUCAUCGUGCUCAACGUGUCUUUGCGGACGCCGACGACUCAUAGCACAUCCCCUCGGCUACGCCAAAUUUUAUUGGAGCUACUGCCACGCCUCCUGGGCUCAAGCCCACCCCCUGAGGCUCCCCGAGCUGCCUCACCUGCCAGGCGCGCCUCCUCUGUGGGCAUUCUGCUCCGAGCAGAGGAGCUCAUCCUGAAAAAGCCGCGGAGUGAGCUCGUGUUUGAGGGGCAGAGGCAUCGGCAUGGGGCUUGGACUGCUGCCCUCUGCCAGAACCUGGGCGCUGCAGCCCCUGAAAUCCGCUGUUGUGUGGAUGCUGUGAACUUUGUGGCUGAGAGCACACGAGACCAGGAAGCCAACGAAGAGGAAGUGUCCGACUGGGUGCGCAUGGGGAAAGCCCUCGACAACGUCUGCUUUUGGGCAGCUCUGGUGCUCUUCAGCGUCGGUUCCUGCCUCAUCUUCCUUGGGGGUUACUUCAAUCAAGUUCCUGAUCUCCCCUACCCACCGUGUAUCCAACCCUGA
This is a messenger RNA of Chionomys nivalis (European snow vole), 1482 nucleotides long. RefSeq names its product cholinergic receptor nicotinic epsilon subunit (gene Chrne). Gene Ontology annotation, cellular component: postsynaptic membrane; neuron projection; synapse. NCBI's taxonomy places the organism in Eukaryota, Metazoa, Chordata, Mammalia, Rodentia, Cricetidae. Bases 1 to 1482 code for a protein of 493 amino acids. Gene Ontology annotation, molecular function: transmembrane signaling receptor activity; acetylcholine-gated monoatomic cation-selective channel activity. The transcript has 12 exons. Gene Ontology annotation, biological process: regulation of membrane potential; monoatomic ion transmembrane transport; nervous system process. The record is from RefSeq and is a predicted model, not a curated record.